This is a messenger RNA of Sclerotinia borealis F-4128, 735 nucleotides long. The record is from the annotation of a GenBank genome assembly. NCBI's taxonomy places the organism in Eukaryota, Fungi, Ascomycota, Leotiomycetes, Helotiales, Sclerotiniaceae.
AUGUUCUCGAUUCAGGAUGACUGGCACACACCAAGUAUAGUUCUGCGGGACCCAGGGAUAAGACCUGAGAAUGUACCACAUCACCCCUCGGUGGGGGAUGCCUCGACUGAAGAUUCGCUUAGAGAUAAAAUGAAUGCUGUCUUGAGUAUGAGUGAGAGUCUAUUCAGAAGACUUGUGGACUACUUAACAGGCACCGCUAGAAGCCACCGUGGCGGAUUCGACAUACCUUGCGACAUACAAUACAAGAUCAUCAUCCAACCUGAUAAUAUACAAAUUCACGAUUGUCUCCUUGAAGACUGGUUAUUGCUUUCCAGAUUCUUCACCUCAAUCGACAAGAAAAACUUUGUCCACUUAUAUACUGGUGCUACAAUCCAACAAGAAGUCAUUCCGCACUGGAUCAAUGCAUACAUCCAUUGCAAGAAAGCGAAUAAGGUGGAUUAUCAAUGGGUGUGGGCGACGACACUCAGCCGCCAUGAUACCAAAUUGAAACCUGGCAUAAGGGAUAUUUCAGAAAUCGAAAAGGAAAGGCUAAUGCAGGAAGAAUUGAAGCCUCUUUUGCGUACAGUCGAGGUCUUCAGGGAUGCUCCACGUCAAGACAGCUUGGAGGCAUUUGGAGCUCCGCUGCCAAAUGAUCUGGAAGCAUAUGCGAGACACCAUAUGGCUAUACUUGCUUCAAUGAUUCAAUCCGCUGAGGAUCUCCCUCCUCCUGGAGUGGAUAGUACAUUGAGAUCUUGA